Helianthus annuus (common sunflower) is the source of this 1105-nucleotide messenger RNA. Its product is annotated as NDR1/HIN1-like protein 10. The coding region runs from base 152 to 1006 and encodes 284 amino acids. The transcript has a single exon. Gene Ontology annotation, cellular component: plasma membrane. The record is from RefSeq and is a predicted model, not a curated record. NCBI's taxonomy places the organism in Eukaryota, Viridiplantae, Streptophyta, Magnoliopsida, Asterales, Asteraceae.
CAACAAAGAAGCACUCACGUUCCCUUUUAUCUUUUCUAUAAUCCCACCUAAUAACAUCCUCUAUAUUAAUGCAUGUAAUGAUUCAUUUUCUUUUUAUUUGUCAUUGUUUUAUUUGGUGUGAUUAUUAUACUUCCAAACACUUCUUAUUAACAUGUCACCCCUCAUAUCACCACCACCACCGUCGCCGCCAGAACCACCAGAGGCGCCAUCCGUCUAUUGCACGCCUUCGCCGCAAUCGAAAGCCACCACCCCCUCUCCCACCACGCGUAGUUUCCUUUCAAGACAACACUCAUAUAUCAAACCAUCCCCUCUUACCAAACAUGUCUUGUCAAGACUACAAUCAUCAAAUUCCACAAUUUCAAACGUGUUAUCACCCGAGUUUCCACACGAACAUGACACCACGAAAUCAAGAGUUCGACUCUUGUUAAGGAAACACCGCCGCACGAAUCCAGCCGUGUGGUGUGUUGCUAUAAUAUGUUUAAUAUUUUGCCUACUUGUAAUAUUCUUUGGAAUUGCAACUUUGAUCAUUUUUCUAGUUGUCAAGCCAAAAACACCCAUUCUUGACACUAGCCAUGCAACCCUAAACGGUAUAUAUUUCGACUCGCCGGGCCAUUUCAACGGUGACUUCACUUUCAUUGCAAAUUUCUCCAAUCCCAACAAGAAACUCAACGUUAAAUUCGAGCAUGCGUUCAUGCAACUAUACUUCAAAGAUGAUGUGAUCGCUACGCAAUCAAUUCAACCAUUUAGCCAAAGAAGUAAGGAGACUGGAGUGGUGGUGAUUCACUUCAUAUCAAGUUUGGUCACUUUGCCACCAAGCUAUGCAAAGGAACUUCAAACACAAGUUUUGAGUAAUAAAGUUUUAUAUAGUGUGAGAGGGACCUUUAAGGUGCGAGCUAGUUGGGGUGCGGUUCACUUUUCUUAUUGGUUGCAUGGAUGGUGUGAGUUGCAAAUGAGUAGUCCUCCAUCCGGUUCACUCAGGGCUCGAACUUGCAAGACCAAGAGAUGAAAAAGAUAUUUUUGUUUGCUUAUUUUAUUUAUAUUAUGGUUUUGUUAAAUGGGUUGAGAAUUGAGAUGUGAAUUAGCUCAAUUUAUGUUUUCAUGUGUA